Meloidogyne enterolobii is the source of this 744-nucleotide messenger RNA. NCBI's taxonomy places the organism in Eukaryota, Metazoa, Nematoda, Chromadorea, Rhabditida, Meloidogynidae. The record is from the annotation of a GenBank genome assembly.
AUGUCCAUUAAAAAUAAUUUAGCCUUCCCUCUAAUUUUAUUUUUCUCCAUUUAUUUAUUUUUCUUUCUAAAUUGGAAUUUUGUUGAAUCGAAAAAUUUGGAAAGCCGAAAACUUGAUAUUUUAAAAAUGAAAAAAAUUUUAAGCAAAGGAGCACAGAAAUUUAAUUUUAAUAAAACAGAGAAGAGAAUUUCGAGAAAAAAUAAUGAAGAGGAGGGAUUUUUUGUUGAUUUUGCGUUAGCUAUCUAUAAGCACACGUAUACUAUCGAGGAUUAUGAUUACUCUUUUGUUUGGGAUUUUUGUUAUGAUGAAGAAAAACAUUUUAAAAGUUAUUGCAAUUUGGAUUUGAUGAGUAAACCAAUUAAUGCAACAUUUGAUGAGCAAAAAUUGAAUAAAAUUGUUAUUUUUGUUGAUCAAGUCGUUGAUAGUAAAGGAGAGAGAAUUAUAAAUGUUGGAAAUAAUACGGAAAUCGUUCUUUAUCAUUCGUAUGAAGAUGGAGUUAUAAAAGGAAAUGUUAAGAAUAUUGAAAAAAUUGCAAAAGCCUUAAAUGCUCAAAUUAAUGAUGAUGAAAAUAUUUAUUAUUUAAAUGAAAGAUGUAGUGAGAUUAAAUCAGAAGAAGCCCCAUCAAUUGGUUUAAAAUUUAAAAAUUCCAAUACAACAAUUAAUGUUUCUGGAAACGAUAUAGGAAACUAUAAUGUAAGAAAAAUUAUAUUUCUUUUAAUAAAGACCCUUGGGGCUUUAUUAUAA